Drosophila arizonae is the source of this 3346-nucleotide messenger RNA. RefSeq names its product putative ATP-dependent RNA helicase CG8611. NCBI's taxonomy places the organism in Eukaryota, Metazoa, Arthropoda, Insecta, Diptera, Drosophilidae. Gene Ontology annotation, molecular function: ATP binding; nucleic acid binding. The record is from RefSeq and is a predicted model, not a curated record.
UCAGGCAGAGCGCGCACGUUUUUCGUUCAACAAACUGUGUUUAACAAACAAAUGCGUAAAAAUGGAUGAUAAUAUAACAUUGAACGUAUGCAACAGACCAGUGCCAAAAGCAAAACAGGCGCUGCCACCGUCAAAGCCACAGAAGCAGCAAAAACGUGCUGGCGCCUCGUCUGGAUUCGACUUUCAAUUCAAUGUGGACAAGCCCAAAGUCAAGGCGCUCGUGGUGCGGCGUCGUGCUCCAGUUGCCAAAAAGCAGCCGACCGGCACCAUCACACCCACAGCCAAGGCCAACGGCUUAGUUUUAAGCGCUGAAAAGCCCAAGGAGGAUGCCGCCAAGAAACCGCUGACAGAGACGAAUGAACAAGUUGAUAUAAUGUUAAAUGUGCACACAGCUCCAGUCACUAACAGCGCCAAGGAGAAAGAGACAAAGAAGGCCCCUAAGGAGUCGCGUCCAGCGUCCAGGGAGCCGAUCUUCAAUGCCAGACAAGGCGCUGCCAUAGACAAGCAGCUGCUGAAGACGGCUCUGAAGGGCAAACAGCGUAAGGAGAAUCCCAACAAGCAGCCACGAGCUGGCGACCUGUUCAAGGCGCAGCUGGACGAGGAGCGCAGGCUGAAGCGCGCCGCAGAGGAGCAGUCCGAAGCGGAGGUAGCCGCAGCAGAGAAGCCAGCGGCGCCACCUACACAGACGAGCAACAAGUUCCGCACCAAGAAGAUCGGCCUCUUCGACCAGAGCGAUGUGGCAGCACUCAAGCAGCUGGGCCAGCGCGCCGUCAAGCCCGUCCGGGAGACUAUUUUCAGUGGCACCAAGGUGGAGAGCUUGGGCCUGCACCCGCACGCAGUGAAGAACCUGUCGGACCUGCUCAGCAUCAGCCAGCUGACGACAGUGCAGCAGAAGACCAUUCCCCAUGUGCUGGCCGGCAAGGAUGUGCUGGUGCGCUCGCAGACUGGCUCGGGCAAGACGCUGGCCUAUGCGCUGCCCCUGGUGGAGCGACUGCAGUCGCAGCUGCCUCGUAUAAAGCGCACCGACGGCGUCGUAGCGCUGGUCAUUGUGCCCACGCGCGAGCUGGCGCUGCAGACGUACGAGCUCUUCCAGAAGCUGGUUAAGCCAUUCACCUGGAUCGUGCCCGGCGCCCUGCUGGGCGGCGAGAGUCGCAAGAGCGAGAAGGCGCGGCUGCGCAAGGGCAUCAAUGUGCUGCUGGGCACCCCGGGUCGGCUGGUGGACCAUCUGCUGCACACGGCCUCCUUCAAGCUGUCCAAGCUGCAGUUCCUCGUGCUGGACGAGGCCGACCGCCUGCUCGAACUGGGCUACGAGCGCGAUGUGAAGCAGCUCGUGGAGGCCAUCGACAAGCAUCGCGCCGAGGAGCCACAGGAGCCGCCGGUGGCUCUGCAGCGUAUGCUGCUCAGCGCCACGCUGACCGCCCAGGUGCAGCAGCUGGCCGGCCUGACGCUCAAGGAUCCGCUCUACAUCGACAACAGCGACGAGGCAGCCGAUGCUGCGCUCAAGGGCGCCAAUGGCUACGACAAGGACACCAUUGAGGCGCAGCAGGAGGACGGCCUCGGCGAGUACAUGGAGGAUGUGACGGGCGUGCUCAGCAUACCCGAGAACCUGCAGCUCAGCUAUGUGGUGGUGCCGCCCAAGCUGCGCCUGGUUACCAUCUCGGCGCUGCUGGCCAAGGAGCUCGCCGCCAGUCCGAAGCAGUUCAAGGCCAUCGUCUUUAUGAGCACCACGGAAAUGGUGAACUUCCACCACGACGUGCUCAACGAGGCGCUCACACGUCGCGUCCUCGACGAGGACGACGAGCAGCAGGACAAAGAGGAGUCGGACGAGGACGAGGAUGACGAAACGCCUUUGCUCCAGGGGCUCCGCUUCUUCAAACUCAAUGGCUCCAUGACGCAAACGGAGCGCCAGGGCGUCUUCCGUGGCUUCCGCGACUGCGCCAGCUGCGUCCUGCUGGCCACCGACGUCGUUGGCCGCGGCAUCGAUGUGCCCGACAUCAAGCUGGUGGUGCAGUACACGCCGCCGCAGACCACGGCGGACUUUGUGCAUCGCGUGGGCCGCACGGCGCGUGCAGGACGUCGGGGACGCGCCGUCCUAUUCCUGGCGCCCAGCGAGGCGCAGUACGUGCGGCACCUGGAGAACAAGCGCAUCCGCAUCCAGCAGGGCGACAUGUACAGCUAUUUGCAGGCACUGUUGCCGCGCGACCCGGAGGCGCGCACCGUCCAGGAGGCGGCGUCCAAUUUGCAGCACAAGUUCCAGUCGCUGCUCGAGGAGGAUCGCGAGCUGCACGACAAGUCCUGCAAGGCCUUCGUCUCCUGGAUGAAGUUCUAUUCGACAUUUCCCAAGGAGCUGAAGCCCAUCUUCAACGUGCGCGUCGCACACAUGGGCCACUUUGCCAAGAGCUUCGCCCUCAAGGAGGCGCCCAGCAAGUUCGCCGGCCAGCAUGCCGCCCCCAAGGCGGCCCCGCCCACCAAUCGACUGACCUACACCGAACGCGAUCCCGAGAAGGUGCAGCAGGCGAAGCGGGAGAAGCGGCGCCUCUACACGACGACGGUCAGCGGGGAGGUGAGACAGACGCAGCAGCAGCAGCAGCAUGGCGCAGCGGACCGCAGGAAGCUGGCCGGCAAUGGCAGAAGCAGCUUCAUGAAGAGCCUCAACAAGUCGCGCGCCCUCACCAUAUCCGAGUUCGACAGCGGCUUGCCCGCCAUCGGAGAGCCCAAGCGGCGCAAGCAGGCGUAGGCCAAGGACUAGGCGGAAGACGGAUGACGGAAGAUGAAGGAUGGAACUGGAGCUGCAUUGGCUGCUCGAGUGUCGACCGGACGGCCCCCAUUUAUGCGCGCCAUUUUGUUCGGGAGCGCUGUUCAAGCGUUUAAUCGAAAAGUAAAUUGCCUGCAGUUGAGGCGCGCCGGCGGGACAGCGCCGUCUUAUGUACAUAGAUAAAAAAUUCCGGGCUAGCUGAGACGCCCAGCUCAUAAAAGUUUCAUUUUUCUCAACUUUUAAGCCCGGACGUCCUGCGGGAAAAGUUGCGUCAGCGCUGUUAGCAUAUUUAAGGCUCAUCUUUACAGUUAGUUUUCGCUUGAUGUUCGCUCCAUACAUAUAGAGUCUAUAUAUAAAUCGUUUUAUAAAUAUUUUUUUUCUUACUUUAUGUAAUAUGUUUUUAAAGGCAAAUAUUAGAAAUCCAUUUUCCGCUCACUGCAGACUCGUUCAGUUUUAAAAAUGUCAAUCUCUGCUGAGCGCAGGAGCGGGGUGGGGGCGGCACGUGUUGGCCGCCUUUUUGUGCAACUGAAGCGCGUAAUUUGUUGGACAAGCCAUAAAUAAAUAUGAAACAUAAACGCAUAAAAAAUCAAA